AUGUCAUUAAAUCAUUUGAACACAUUAGCAACAUUCAGUGGUAAACACAACGAAGACGCUGUUCAAUGGCUGAAAGACAUUAUAGCUGGAUUGAAUUAUACUGAACUUACUGAUGAUCAAAAAGUAACGAUUAUAUCGGGGUAUCUAAACGGUGAUGCGAGAAGAUGGCUCCUCGAAAAUUUGUUCGUAUUGGAUUCAUGGCCAACAUUUAUUCAAGAAUUCAAAAAAGUGUUUGCGUCAACAUUACUGACGAAAGAUGUUGUAUCUCAAAUAAACCAGUGUGUGCACGUCUUGGACGAAACGAUGAUGUUUUAUGAUAAUGGCAUUAAAGAGAGACACAAAUGUGAAUUAUUGAAAGAAAAUGAAGUAAAUUUUGAUUAUUCUCACGCUACAUUAGUUGAAUUUAAUAAUAUUGUCUUGCUCAAUACGUGCAUUGUGGAUAGUGGUGAAAACAAUUGUGAUAUGUUUUGGCCUGAUGGAUGCGAAUCAUGGUUCAUUCAUGAUGAAUUACCGCAGCGAUGUCAAUUUAUUCAAUCCAAGCAACAAAAACUACCCUUUAACUCAACUUCAAAUAUUGAUGAUAAUUUUUCUCAAGAAAAUUUAUCGAAUUCUAUCAAUGUCUCAUCAUCAAUAGUUCAACAAAUGUCAAGCUCGAUUACUGAUCUUUAUUCUGAAUUCUGUCACAGCGAUGCUAUAAUAUUUUCGUUAAGACCAACUCAAAUUUUUUUAAACGAGCAAUUUAACUCAAAUAUUCUUCCAUCAGUUUCAUCUGAUAUAAUUCUACUCAGUUUUCUAGUUGUUAGUAUCGUAUUUGACAAUCUUGCUUCUUGUUUAACAUUUUAUAAUGAUACUACGACUAGAUAUUUAGCUAAUAAUAUGAUAUUUCAUCACAUGAAUCACUUUGAAUGGUUUCGAGCUUUAGCUGUACCUUAG
Messenger RNA from Rotaria sp. Silwood2, 933 nucleotides. The record is from the annotation of a GenBank genome assembly. NCBI's taxonomy places the organism in Eukaryota, Metazoa, Rotifera, Eurotatoria, Philodinida, Philodinidae.